Molecule: messenger RNA, 1179 nt
Organism: Penicillium olsonii
Lineage: Eukaryota; Fungi; Ascomycota; Eurotiomycetes; Eurotiales; Aspergillaceae
Source: the annotation of a GenBank genome assembly
AUGGCUCCCGUCCCGAUCGAGGAUGCCCCGGAAAUCCCAGCACUGGUCGCCGGUGGGCUUUACGUCCGUGGUCUGGAUGACGCCAACACAGAGCCUAUGUCUUCGCUCAACCUCAACACACACUCUCUAUUUACCCGCGAUGACUCGAGCACCGACAAACCAGUGCGCGGACAAGGCACCGUCGACCCGCAUAGUAUUAAGAUGCAAGGUCUGAUGGCCUUGUUUGCCCUAAUCGGCAUGGCAUUUGUUCUGGCAGCUAUUUGGUUCUUUUUCUGGGCCAAGAAUGGCGGCUUUGUCUGGCGAGAGGGUGACUGGGACGAGUACAAGUCGACCGUCCUCCGUCGCAAGGGACCAAACGGCGAAACCCUCAGUAACGCCACCAAGAGUACAAAGCUUGGUGGUGGCAGUGUUGUGGGCAAAGGCUACACCGACGAUGGAUACUCAUACACCGAUGGAUCAUACACCGAGACAGCCACGACCGUCAACGAUGAAAAGCCUCGACGCAAGAGAUUCAGAGACGCCAAAGAGAAGUUCCUCCGUCGAAACAAGCAUGAAGAUUGGGAAGGCGCCGAAGAUGCAGAUGUGCGCGCAUACCGUGAAGAGAAACCUGCUCGCAUCGGUGGCAUGAAUCGCGAAGCCGACGGAACCUAUCAUGGCAGCGAUUACGACACCUCUGCUCCACCUACUUCCUACCAACAGAGCGAGAUGAGCCAGUCGCACGAUUUCGCAUACGAUGAGCCCCCACGCCGCCAACGCCACAGAGAUCCAUCCGGAUUCUCUUUCACCGAGGGCAGCGAAGAUGUGAUUAGCCAAGCUAAUGAACAACGCCGUAUCCGUGAGCCCUCUACUCGCCGCCACAACCGUCGUCGUGAACGUCGCAGUCAGGCUCCUAGCCAUGCUUCCUCUGGUCCUCCUCCCGCGCCCUCCUCUCGUACCAGCAGCCCCCGCAAAUACCGUGACCGCCGCACUGCGGCUCAGGGCCACUACACUGAGCCGUUGGAUUUCUCGUCUGCGGGUUCUCGCUCUGAAUAUCAAUACUCCAACGUUGACACCGAGGAUUCAGGUACUAGGAGCUACAAGCAUCCCAUUCCUGGAUUGACGAAGGGAUAUCGACGUGAUGGCCGCAGUCGUCGUCGUGACAGUCUGAGUGAUAGCGAAGGCGAGACUCAGUACUCGUGA